AUGGCAAAUAUUCAUCUUGAUGAAAAGCCCUAUAUCAUGGCUCCUCAUGAAUACAAGGGCAUCCAGUACCCAGGAGUAGUGCUUCCAUCCAGCAUCGACGCGAUGGAGACCUUCGAAGUCCGUCCCGACGACGUCUUCGUUGUGACGUUUCCGAAGUCAGGUACUCAUUGGUUGAUGGAGAUCACCGGACUCGUUCUCACCGAUGGAUAUCCGGAGAAUAUCAACCGGAGUACCUGGGGUUGCAUCGAGAUGAUCAACAUCCAUGCUAUCCAGUUGCCCAAGACAAGAGCCGAAGAGUUGGCCAACCCAGUGAAAAUGACGCCAAUGUUAGACGAGAUUGUGAAAGCGCCCUCUCCAAGGCUGAUGCGGAGCCACUUGCAGCUGAAGAAUUUGCCGCCGAAUUUGCACAAACUAGCCAAGAUUAUAUAUGUGGCUCGCAACCCCAAAGAUGUGAUCAACUCUUAUUUCAAUUUCCUGGGGGACACGCGAGCUUUUCAUAACAAGCCGUUCGACAAAGUUUUAGAGGACUUCAUGGAAGAAGGUGAGGUGAUGAAUGUUAUAGUAACGAUGAUGGUGUUUAAUAAUAUGCCUAUGAUAAUCCAUAAUUAA
Strongylocentrotus purpuratus (purple sea urchin) is the source of this 609-nucleotide messenger RNA. RefSeq names its product estrogen sulfotransferase Ste2-like. Bases 1 to 609 code for a protein of 202 amino acids. Gene Ontology annotation, cellular component: cytoplasm. NCBI's taxonomy places the organism in Eukaryota, Metazoa, Echinodermata, Echinoidea, Camarodonta, Strongylocentrotidae. The transcript is spliced from 3 exons. Gene Ontology annotation, molecular function: sulfotransferase activity. The record is from RefSeq and is a predicted model, not a curated record. Gene Ontology annotation, biological process: sulfation.